Molecule: messenger RNA, 7131 nt
Organism: Closterium sp. Naga37s-1
Lineage: Eukaryota; Viridiplantae; Streptophyta; Zygnematophyceae; Desmidiales; Closteriaceae
Source: the annotation of a GenBank genome assembly
AUGCAAGACACCGCGGCGGCCUCUGAAGUCGCCCAGCAGCCUUCCGCGGGAAUCGCGGUCGCCCCCCAACCGCCCCUCCGCGAACCUGACAAGGCCAAGAAUGCGGCCAACCAUCCACCUCCCGCGGAGGAGCGCCGCGCGCACGCCCACCAGCGCGCACACUCACCCUACCGCGACGCCCCUCCGCCGCCACACCCGCCGCACCGCGCGUUGCAGCCGCCCUCCGUGAGCCCUCUCCGUCCGCCGCGGCCACGUCACCACUGGCGAUCCGCGUCAGUCAGCGCAGCGGAAGAGAUUGCGGCGGCGGCAGCAGCAGCAGGAUCUGAUCCCGCCGACCACGCCGCCAUGCGCGCCGAGGAUGACGGCGAAAUCGCCGUCACGUGCUUCGGCGCCUCCGGCAGCCGCGGACGCGCGUGGCUCGGCGGAAAGGCCUCCGCCGUAAGCGGCGCGUCCGCCGCGACGCUGGCUCCGUCCGCCUCGAAGCGAUGGCGGCGGCUCAAGGAGCAAUGGCGGCAGGCGGAGGGGCAGGGGGAGGGGGAUUCCGGGGAGGCGGAGGACGGGGAAGAGCGUUUGGAGGCGGGAAUAGAACACGCUGCAGCGAGCGCUGAGAGCAGCAGAAGUAGCGGGGGUUUGAACGGGGGCGCGGAGGACGGUGGCGCAGAUGCGGGGAGAGCAGCGCCCUCUGAGAAAAAACCCGCGCUGAGGGGCAGAGCGGGGCCGUGGGGCUUCCGCUCCUUUUCCAUCACCGCCACUACCACCCCAGCUUCCGAACCUGACUCUUCCGAAGGUACUUCCGAGGCUGGGCCCGGGGCAGCGGAGGGGGGGGUGGUGAUGAACAGGCGCGGUGGGGUGGUGAAGAUGAUGCGAUCCGUCUCCACCAGCCACGCUCGCGCGUCGCCCUCGCCCGCUCUCCCCGCCCCUCCUUCCUCCCCCUCCUCCGCCUCCGCCUCCGCCUCCUCGUCCGCCUCCUCCUUCCCCCCCGUCCUCUCCUCCUCCUCCGUGGAUUCGUCAGUGUCGCGCGCUGUCCCCCGCCUGCCGCAUCUCUUCUCGCUGGUCAAGCGCCCGUCCUUCGCCCGGCCCACUGCAGCCCGUGCUGCUGCUGUUGCCACCAGCGACAGCAGCAGCGGGGAAGGCGGUGGCACUAGCACUGGCACUGGCACUGGCAGUGGCACUGGCACUGGCACUGGCACUGGCAGUGGCAGUGGCUGUGUGCAGAGCACCGCGAGCAGCUCAGGGGCUGGUGGGGGAAAAGAAGACCCAACCGCACCUGACGGCACGCACGAAGCCCUUUCAGACACAGCGGGGCGGCGCAGCGCUAGUGCCAUUGGUGCCGCUGCUGAGAGCAGUGAUUGCAGGAAUUGGAGCGGCGAGUUGCAGCGCGGUGGUGGCGGUGCGGGCCCAGCAGCAGCCCUGCUCCGCAUGCCCAAGUCCCGCUCCGUCUCUGCCGCCCUGCCCUCCCGCCCUCCCGCCACACGCACAGCUCCACACGCAGGGGGCUCGGACGCAGAUAGGCCGGGUGACGGGCGGAGGAGCGCGGGAUCAGGGGAGCGUGAUCGGGGCGGUGAGCGUGGCGAGGAGUCGGCAGGCAGGGGGCAGGUGAGGGGGCACCGGCACAGCAAGUCCCUGCAGCACGUGCCUGCACCACUGCCCCUGCUGCACAGUGGGGACGGAGGGGGUGGUGUGGCGGCAGGGCAGGGUGGUGUAGUGGCGUGGGAGUGGGGUGCACCGGAUGCAGUGCGCUGGUUGGACGGCCACUCGCGCCCUCCUUCCGCUGCCAGUCUCGAUCACCCCCUCUCCGCUCACGCGCCCACCACCUCCCCUGCCCCUGCCGCCCUAGCUGCUGCCGCUCCUCCCGAGCCUGUUCAGCGAGUUAGCUCCGUGCCCGGAGCGGGUGUGCGCCCUAGGCUAGCCAAGCUGCCUGCUUCGGGGUUAGGCUCGGCGGCCAGGGGUGGUGUGGCGCCGCUGGUUGGCGCUGCAAGGAUGUUCCGCAGCGCCAGUGAGGGGGGCGCGGGGCAGAGGGGGGCAGGGCGCGCGGAGGGGGCAGGAGGCGGAGCAGCAGACGCAGCAAGGGGUGCAGUUGGGGGCGCAGGGGCAGCAGCAGCGCGGCUGUCACACCUGGGGUCGUACCGGCAGGGGCUCAGAUGGGGCGGGGGCGAGGGCGGGGGGAAGGGCGCAGGCGGGGCGGAGAGAGAAGCUGUGGGUGGUGGGAGGGGGGGAGCAGGUGAGGGAGCAGCAGGAGGAGGGAGAACGAGUGAAGGUAAUGUUCGGGUGGUUUGCCUUACAGAUGACAUGCAUUCUGCUCGCGAUCCUUCCCCUGCCGUCGCCACUGCGGAUACGAGAGCAACAGCGGCAUCAGCAGGAUCAGGCGCACGUGCAGGAGAGCAAGGGGCGCUGCCUGCAGCAGCAACAGUUUCCUCUGCAAGCACAGGAGGAGGCGCUGCUGUGGCUCUGGUGGGAGGGAAGGCUAUAGUGCGCGGGUCCAUCAUAUCGCUCCUGCGCACGCGUACCCCUGCCACCACCAGCAGCAUCAGCAGCAGCAGGGGACCGCAGCAGGAGAGUGCACCCCCUGUAUCCUCCUCUCACCGCGCUGCACCUGAUACUCCAGGCUCCGCUGCUCUGCACUCGCCCUCCUCCCUUGUGGACAGCCCUGGUCCCUCUGCCAGCGAGCACGGCACCACGGCCUCUGUGCUCUCCCCACUCGCCCCCGCACAGGUGGUCUUCGUGCCCCGCCUGCUGCCACCCGCCGCCGUGAGAGCACCCGCGCUGCGCUCUGCUCCUCACGAGGCUGAGGGGGGACGCCCUGUGGGGGCAGCACCUGCCGCGGCUGCUGCUGCUGCUGGCAGUGGCAGUGAGGGAGGCGGGGGCAGGGUGGGGCGGCACCGGCGAGUGGAGUCGGACCCGUGUGUGGGGGCAGUGCUCAGACGCACUGGUGAAGGCCGGUGGGGCCAGGGCUCCAAGAGGGGUGGCGCGCAGAGCACAGGAGCCACAGGGGCCUCGUGGGAUGUAAACGGUGGGGGGGAGGGUGAGGGAAGAGAGGGCGGAGAGUUCGGAGGGGGGAGUGGAAGUAAGGGGGGUGAUGCAGCAGAGGGUCCGGCCAAGGCCAUGGUGCUGGGCGGGAUUGUGAUUGCGAGGGGGCGCGGGGAGCACAGCACGAGCGCCCCUGCUUCUGGGGGUGGUAGCAGUCGGGGCCGGCACCGGGUGGGCAGGGGGACAAGGGGGCUGGGUGGCGGGAAGGGCGGAGGGGGAGGGGGAAAAGGAGAGGAAACUGGAGGGGCGGAGGGAUGGGGGGAGGGAGGUGUAGAGCCUGGGGAAGGGAGUGUGGUGGAGCGAGGGGCGUGGGGCGGCAGAGGGGCGAGGGGAGUGUAUGGGAUGGACAAGGUGCUGGCACAGCUGGCACGGCUGGAAGAGGACAUGGCUGCCAAGGGUAAACCACCCCCGAAAAACACCAGCCGGGGAGCUGCUGCUGCUGCGGUGGCGGCAGCUGCUGGUGGAAGUGGGGGCGGGCGCGGCAGAAAGAAGGGAAUGCGAAAGCAGAAGGGAAGGGCGCGUGAGAUGAUGGGAGGUCCUGACGAUGGCAAUGGUGGUGUGAGAGGCACGCAAGGUGCACGGCUGGUGGGGCUGCGUGCAGCACAAACUCAUGGGCCAGCCGGGGAGGGAGCAAGGGGAGCCUUGAGAGGAGUAGCAGGUGGUGCAAAAGGGCGUGCCUCUGCAAGUGCCUCUGCAUGGCCCACAGGGGCAGAGGGACUUGCGGGGUAUGUGGGGAAUGUGGGGGAGUGUCACGGUGACGAGUGGUCGGAGGCGGCAGCGGGAGAAAGAGGGCGAGGAAAAGAGAAGGGGGGAGGCGGACAGAGAGACUUGGAGGUUGCACGGGGCGGCGAGAUUGGCAGCUCUGGUGGCAGCAGCAAGGUAGGGGAGCAGCGAGUGGUGGAAGGUGCAGUGGAGGAGGAUGGGGAGGACAGCGAGGCAUGGGUGCAGGAGGUGCUGCGGCGCAACAAGGCUGUGCGCAUGCGCAUGGGGGGAGCGAGGGCGCAGGGGCAUGGGGGCGAGCAGGGGGAGGAGCAUGGGGAGGGCGGGAAAGGGGGAGAAGGCGGGGAGCAUGAGCAGUGUGGGAGCUACAGUGAGGAGGAGGAGGCGCAGCACCGGGCAGCGCAGUGGCUGAGGCAGCAGGGCGCACCGGAGCCAUGGGCACACGCUCUCAGCCUGCGCCUGCACCGCCUGGGCGGCAGCUGGGAGAGCGAGGACGUUGUGGUGGUCGACCACCAUGGGCGGCAGGUCGCCCCAGGGGGAGAUGGCCGGGGGAGAGGCGUGCAUGGGGUGGAGGGCGCGGUGGGGAUGGGCGAAGGGGGGAGCAGGGGCGAGGGUGGGUGUGGGGAGGGAGGCGUGGGGGAGGGCCCGGAGGGGGCGGGGCGUGGGUGGCGGAGGGUGGAGUAUGAGUACGGGGCGCAGUACGAGCUGCUGCGCAUCCUGAGUGGUGGAUUUGCUGAAGUGAAGGAGGGAGAGGAGGAGGAGGAGGAGGGAGAGGAGGAGGAGGAGGAGGAGGAGGAGGAGGAGGAGGAGGAGGAGGAGGAGGAGGAGGAGGAGGAGGAGGAGGAGGAGGAGGAGGGAGGAGAGGGGGAGGAGGAGGGAGGAGAGGGGGAGGAGAAGGGACACGAAGGGAGUGUGGAAGGUGUGGGCAUGGCAGUGGGACGUGGAAGGACAGCAGGAGAGCGAGCUUCCGCUGACUAUGAUUGUGACGACAACCCUGCGUCCACACAGCUGCAGCAGCACGGGCAGCGGCAACGGCAGCGCCCGUGGCGGAGGCAGAGAGGGAGCAAGCAGUGGCAGGGACAGGAGGAGGGUGCAGGCACGAGUGGCGAUGUGGCGGGUGGGGAAGAGGGUCGUGACUGGGAGGCGGGGAGAGAUGGAAAGGUGGUGACCACGCAGUUGCAGCAGCGGCGGCAGCAGCAGGAGGAGAAAGAGGAGGGAGCGGAGUGGGCGGUGGGUGCAGAGGGGUGCGUGGAUGGGGGGAGUGUGUGUGGGUCGCUGGUGUGUGAGGAGGGCAGCAGCUGCAGAAGCGUGGGCGAGGUGCAGGGCAGCUGGCAUGUAGCAGCAUUGGAGCCCACGGGUGACUCGCCUCACAUGCGUGCAUCUGUGCCCGCUGCUCCUGAUGGCGAUGGCGCAUCCCUGCGGCACCAUGCGAAGCAGCAGCAGCAGCAACAGCAGGCAGAGGGGCUAAAGCGGGGAGGGCAGGGAAGGGAGGAGUGGAGGGGGGAGGAUGAGUGCGAGGAGGAGCAGAGCCCGGAGGAGGCAGCAAGCAGGUGUGGCACGGGUGGCAGCACGGGCAGCUGUGUGGUGUGGUCUGUAGGCAGCCGCCACCAGCACGGGUUCCCUCUGUGGGAGGAGCCCUCUCCUCGGCCCUCGGAGUGUGCUGGGGAGGGGGUUGCAGAUGCAGAGGAGGUGGAGGAUGGGUAUGGAGAGAGGAUGGAUGACUUGAAGGCCCACGUGGGAAGAAAUGGCCAGUUUGUGGGGAAUGGGGGGGAGAGAGAGGAGAGUGAGUUUGAGGGGGAAGGGGAUGAGAAGGAUGAUGGGGAUAUGGGAGGGUGCAUGGAGGAGAGCAUGAUGUUGAUUUUCUUGAAUUUCCACCUUGUUCCACACACCCCGUGCACAUCUCUCCCUGUUCCCAAUCUCACCUCCUCGCCCUCACCGCACGUGUGCUCUUCCCGUUUUCUCCGCGCUUCGCGUACUUUCGCCGCUCCCCGCAUCGUGCUCAUCCGCCGCUGUGAUCGCGCCAUGCUGGACGAUGAGGUGUUCGAUGACGUGGAUGGAGGCGGCGCGGACUUCAAGGAGUGGGACCGCGAGGCGCAGGUUCGCCGCGACAACUUCGUCAAGCUGGGGUACCGCGACGGCAUAACGGCGGGCAAGGAGGCGGCGGCACAGGAGGGGUUCAACGCGGGGUUCCGCGAGAGCUGCGCGCACGGCUUCCGAUGGGGGCACGCCAGAGGACUCGCCAGUGUGCUCUCCUCGCUGCCCCCGGACGUGGCAUCCCAUGUGCGCGUGCCCUCCGCGCCCCGCCACUGCAUGGCGCAGCUUGCCCGCGCCAUGGCGCUGCAGGGCGGGGAGGUGGGGGGGGUAGAGGGGCAGAGGGCGGAGGGGAGUGGGGAAGGGGGAAGGGGGGGCAGUGAGGGCGGGGUGGGCGGUGAAGAGGGGGGAGCGCGAGCAGAGGAAGCAAGCACUCGUGUGGUUACAGCUGCCCUGGCUGCUGUUACUGUGGGGACUGGGGAGAAGGAGGCUGAGGGGAGUGGGCCAAGGGGGGGACAGGGUGGCAGCGCGGAGCAAGGGGUUGGUGCGAGUGGGGCGUCAGGCGCACCAGGUGCAGCACAGGGCGGGGCCUGUGGGGACGGAAAGGGAAUUGCUGCUGGGAACUGCUGCGGUGGUGGUGGGUGUGGAACUGGCACUGGCAGUGGCAGUGGGUGUGGGUGCGGCAAAGGGGCGUGUGAAGCAGGGGCGCAUACCUCGUGUGCCUGCCAGCAUGCGUCCAGAGGCGACUGUGGUGGAACCGGUGUUGCUGACAGUGCAGCAGACGGUGCUGCAUCGAUUGAACAUUUCUCACAUGGGCUGGUGGCGGAUGGGGCAGAAAGGACUAGCGUAGCAGGGGAGGAAGGCGAGGGUGUGUUGCAUGGGGACAGUUUGGCUGCCGCAAGUGCAGGAGGGCAGGGUGAAGAAAGACGGAUCAUGGAUGGAGAAGCAGGGGACAGGGUUGAUACAGUCACAAUCGAUUCAGUCACAAUCGAUGCAGGCACUCCAGGUGAUGCCGUGCCGGCAGCAAGCAGCAGAGGUGAGGCGGGGGGUGCUGCUGCAGCUGUGAGUGGUGACGCAUCCGUGCCAGCUGGCAGCGUGGCACAGGCUGGCAGGGAAAGCGGAGCAGCCGGACCUGCGGAGCCAAGCACUCUGUGGAGGAUGGUGGGGGAAGGGGCUGUGGUGGUGGGAGGGGCCACGGUGGGUGGGGGUGUGGCAGAAGGUGCAUUGGCAGGGGCAUCUGCGGCGUCAGUAGUGCAAGGCGUGCACGCCUCUGUGGUGGCAGGAGUGGCAGCACUGCUGGGGGAUGAUGCAGGGAGAGUGCCGGAAGGAUGGACAGACAUUCUAGACGGUUGA